This is a messenger RNA of Vombatus ursinus (common wombat), 753 nucleotides long. RefSeq names its product microsomal glutathione S-transferase 3 (gene MGST3). The record is from RefSeq and is a predicted model, not a curated record. The transcript has 7 exons. Lineage: Eukaryota; Metazoa; Chordata; Mammalia; Diprotodontia; Vombatidae. Gene Ontology annotation, cellular component: endoplasmic reticulum; nuclear envelope; membrane. The coding region runs from base 180 to 638 and encodes 152 amino acids. Gene Ontology annotation, molecular function: glutathione transferase activity; glutathione peroxidase activity.
UGGGCACAGCCUCCUCCUCCUCCUUUUUCUCCUGUCUGCCUGUUUGUCGGUAGAGUGCUCUACUACCUAUUCAGAUCGCCUUGCUCCUGUUGGGGGAAGGUAAUUUAGCCUGAAGGACAUUUAUAACAUCCUUUACUACUAAAGCACUGACUCAUUAUCUUCAGCAAUCUGGUGCCAAGAUGGCAGUCCUCUCAAAGGAAUAUGGUUUUGUGAUUCUCACUGGUGCUGCCAGUUUCAUAUUGGUCACUCAUCUUGCCAUCAAUGUAGGCAAGGCCAGGAAGAAGUACAAGGUGGAGUAUCCCAUCAUGUACAGCACCGAUCCUGAAAACGGGCACAUUUUCAACUGCAUUCAGCGAGCCCACCAGAAUACAUUGGAAAUGUAUCCUUCUUAUUUAUUCUUUCUAGCUGUUGGAGGCAUUUACCAUCCUCGCUUAACUUCCGGUUUGGGGAUUGCAUGGAUAAUUGGACGUGUACUUUUUGCUUAUGGCUAUUACACAGGAGAACCAAGCAAGCGAAACCGAGGCAUGGUGGGUUCCCUUGCUCUCCUAGGACUGAUGGGGACAGCUGUGUGCUCUGCUUUCCAGCAUCUUGGUUGGAUUAACCGAGGCUUGGGCCAGGGGCCUAGAAAUUGUCACUGAAGACACGAAGGCUUAACUAUCUCCUUCUUUUGGAUGAUAAACCUUUAACAUUCAAGUGUGCUUUUUUCUUUUUCUAAAUACAAUAAACCUAUUUGGCAUUAGCCUCAUACCUAUA